This is a messenger RNA of Tribolium castaneum (red flour beetle), 2758 nucleotides long. It is a transcript of the gene stw, whose product is annotated as straw. Lineage: Eukaryota; Metazoa; Arthropoda; Insecta; Coleoptera; Tenebrionidae. The record is from RefSeq and is marked provisional. Gene Ontology annotation, molecular function: oxidoreductase activity; copper ion binding.
AUGGACGGAACACAACGGUACCUUCUGAUCGCGACCGCGGCACUCUUCCUCUUCUUUGACCUCUGCCAUGGAGUGCGAGCACCAGGCGCCAAGAAGAAAGUGGGACCAAUAGACCAGUCUGCAGCCGCUGCGUCUUGGCAUGAUUUCGACAACUCAGAUUUUUUCCAAUCUGAACAUGCUGUGAUCCAAACUCACCCCUCGAUAGGAGGAGGGCCCAGAUUUAGUUCAGGGGGAGGGAGAAAGGCGUGGAAACAUUUAGAUUUUCGAAAUUCGGCGACUGCUGAAUUAUUAAAAAAUCCCUCACUGUCGUCACCUGAUGAAUGUGCGAGAGCUUGUCGAGAAGGAGAACCCCCAAGAAUUUGCUAUUAUCAUUUCACGCUGGAAUUGUACACCGUGCUUGGAGCAGCCUGCCAAGUGUGUACACCUAACGCCACCAACACCGUCUGGUCCCAUUGUCAAUGCGUCUUAGCCGAUGGUGUCGAAAGAGGCAUUCUAACAGCAAACCGUAUGAUCCCAGGACCCAGCAUCCAAGUCUGCGAAGGUGACAAGGUUGUGAUCGACGUCGAGAACCACAUCGAAGGCAACGAAGUGACCCUCCACUGGCACGGAGUCUGGCAAAGAGGAAGUCAAUACUAUGAUGGAGUGCCUUUCGUUACCCAAUGCCCCAUUCAGCAAGGAAACACCUUCAGGUACCAAUGGAUAGCCGGAAACGCUGGCACUCACUUCUGGCACGCUCACACCGGUUUACAAAAAAUGGACGGUCUUUACGGCAGUGUUGUGAUCCGUCAACCACCAGCCAAGGACCCCAACAGUCACUUAUACGACUAUGAUUUGACCACACACGUUAUGCUUUUGAGUGACUGGAUGCACGAAGACGCUACUGAAAGAUUCCCCGGAAGAUUGGCUGUCAACACUGGACAAGAUCCCGAGAGUUUGCUCAUCAACGGAAAAGGACAAUUUAGAGAUCCCAAUACUGGCUUUAUGACCAAUACUCCACUUGAAGUCUUUACCAUUACGCCUGGACGAAGAUACAGGUUUAGGAUGAUUAAUUCGUUCGCUUCAGUGUGUCCAGCUCAGUUGACGAUUCAAGGACAUGAUUUGACGCUUAUUGCUACCGAUGGAGAGCCAGUGCAUCCCGUGAGGGUUAACACAAUCAUCUCGUUUUCAGGUGAACGAUACGAUUUUGUAAUCAACGCUGACCAAACACCCGGUGCUUAUUGGAUCCAACUUCGAGGCUUAGGGGAGUGUGGCAUAAGAAGAGUACAACAGUUGGGUAUUCUGCGGUAUGCCAAAGGGCCAUACCAACCCAGCCAAGCCCCGCCCACUUAUGACUACGGUAUUCCCCAAGGAGUGGUUUUAAAUCCUUUGGACGCAAGAUGUAAUGAAAUUCGACCAGACGCCAUCUGUGUAAGCCAGUUAAAGAAUGCCCUCAGCAUUGAUAAGGGUAUUCUGCGCGAAAAACCAGACGUUAAAAUUUUCUUACCCUUCCGUUUCCAUAUCUACACGCCUGAGGAUCUUUUCGCCCCCAAUACAUACAACAGACAUUUAGUUGCACCAAAUGGCGACCACGUCAUAAGUUUAAUCGACGAAAUUUCCUACAUGGCCCCACCUGCACCUCUCAUAUCUCAAUAUGACGAUAUCGACCCCCAACAAUUCUGCAACGGUGAUAACCGACCAGCCGAUUGCCAACAAAACUGCAUGUGCACCCACAAAGUUGACAUUCCACUCAACGCCAUCGUCGAAAUCGUACUAGUUGACGAAGUACAACAACCAAAUCUAAGCCAUCCAUUCCACUUGCACGGCUAUGCCUUCAACGUGAUCGGCAUUGGGCGAUCUCCUGACCAAAACGUGAAGAAAAUCAACUUGAAGCAUGCGCUAGAUCUGGACAGACAAGGGCUUCUCCACCGUCAAUUCAACCUUCCGCCAGCUAAAGACACGAUAGCUGUGCCAAACAACGGAUACGUGGUGUUACGACUUAGGGCAAACAAUCCCGGAUUCUGGCUGUUCCAUUGUCACUUCCUCUUCCACAUUGUAAUAGGAAUGAAUCUAGUUUUGCAAGUUGGCACCCAUGCCGAUCUGCCGCCGGUUCCCCCCAAUUUCCCCACAUGUGGAGACCACGUGCCAGAAAUUAACUCGAAUCCUAACCUCGUUUAAGAUUUAGAUCGUUCCUCUGAAACUUUGUUUCGUGGAACGAAACCAAUUAAGUUACCUUCACCAAAUUCGUUUGUUUUGCUGUGAAAAUUGAUUAUUUUCGAUCUUGCCAUUCCAAAAAUCUUCAAUCUAGUGUUACUCAAUUUGUAAUUUAUAUUAUUUAUCUACAAAUGGUUUUUAUUCGCCAUAAUUAAUUUAGGUAAGUAUAAGUAGUCUUCAACCCCUUCCGAUACUUCCUUAGAAAUUACCAUAGGUGCUGUAUAUAUUGGCCGAAUGGCGUCUGUAGACUGUAGUGUAAAUACAAUAUGGCGCUUGCAUUGCAAAUUGUUACCAAUCUACCGAAUUUGCAAUUCGAAGCGAGUCUACCUACUUAUAAUAAUCAGUAUUUGAUGCUAGAGUUCUUUAUUUUUUUAUAAAAUUUCCAGAAAUUUAGGUAAUAAUCUAACCCAGAAUUCACAUUGUACAGAUUUCGUCUAAUGGUGUCACACUAACCCCAGUUAUUUAAGAUUGUCCUAGUCUUCCGCAGUCUUCAAUAACUAUACAGAGUUACUGUUAUUUUUAUAAAAUACGUAUUAUAAAAAAGUUCAAUAAAAAAUGUUAAUCAAUU